Molecule: messenger RNA, 1542 nt
Organism: Protopolystoma xenopodis
Lineage: Eukaryota; Metazoa; Platyhelminthes; Monogenea; Polystomatidea; Polystomatidae
Source: the annotation of a GenBank genome assembly
AUGUUCUCCAUUUUGAUCAUUCCUCCUACACAGUCGGUUUGUCCUUGGGACCCUGAGACCGCUAGCCCAAAUGAUCUAUCACACCAACUCCAUAAAGUAUCCAGCCUCAACGACUCAUCAGGCCAACACCGUCAGCUCCGCCACCGUCGUCAUAGCGUAAUAAAUCAAGUAUCUGAAUUAUGUGACUCUCUGUGUCCUCAUCAGAGCGAUGGCGAAGAGGCAGUGGGUUUUUCAGUAGAAAGAGGGGUGGAUGAUAAAAGUGUUCCCAGACGACCAGCAUUCUCAAUUAAUUCUCAUUCAGACCAGCAGUCUUCCCUUGGACCUGGAAGGCCUUCUUGCGGACCUUCGCAUCCCUGUAAGCCGCAUACGACUCAAAUGGGUGUACCACACGCACAAUCGUGCUCCCAACAUCCGCCACAGCUACAGCUGAAGCAAUAUUUGCUGGAUGAUGCGUCACAAACCCGGUCACAUUCUUUUCCACGAGUUCCACACCAACACUCUCUUAGCCAUUCCCAGCCUCAUCAUAUGGUACAGGAGCAGGAUCAUAACCACACUCACGUGCCACAACAUCGCUCUGAUGGCCCUAUGGCUUCAUCCUAUCCUGGCUCCGAUUUUCACUUGCACAUUGAAUCUACAGAGGGAGGCAUCUCGUCGGAAAGGCAAGAUUUUUCAUUGACCAGCUUCUCCGGUGCUACUAAUUUGCCUUCUGUAUCAACGUCUGUCUCGUCUCCGCCCCUAACCACUGGAGGAAUAUCAGUUAAAUCGGCUUCCGGGUAUCUAUCUAACACGAAUUCUGCUCAGAGCCUUGGCUUCUAUGAGGCCAAACCGAACUCAAGCAUCGGUCUUCGUGGCUUCCAUAUCGUACCAGAAGACUUCUGUGAGACAGUUUCACCUGUUUAUUCACCUCUUCAUUAUGCAUGCACACUACCAGCCUCCGAUUCUGACCUGUCUCAACCAGCCUAUUCGCAUCCUACUCGUCAGCAGCAAAGUACUGCCCCAACUCUUCCAAUGCAAGUACCUCCACCGUCUUCAUCUGCUGUUCGGCCCUCUCAGAGUAAGUCUCUACAUCCUAGACAGCAUCAUCAUCACCCUCAGCAACAGCAAUCUGGGGGAUCCCAUUCAUCUAACAGCUCAACAACCUCCAGUGGCGGCAGUAAUGGUUCCGGAGUUCUGGGUCACCUCCUUGGUACAACCACCUCACAAUUAUCUUCCUCCGCCGGCAGGCUUCAGUCCAAUAAUAAUGGCCAUUCCGCAGGCUACAUUAUGUCCAGUUGCAACUCUACAAGUAGUGGCCUGGGCGAAGGCAGCAACGGGGUCGGCGAAAUCACCGUAUCUGGCCACGGGUCCUGUAGAGACGGUACAACUGGCUGUUCUAAUGUGAGCGGCACUGGCGGUGCUGGGCGUCAAUUUCUUUGCGGCUUUCCUGAAGACACAAGUCGGAAACGAGAGCAACGACUACUCAAGAAUCGGUUUGUUAAGCUUCCAUUAUGUUGUACUCCCUUUUAUUAUUCAUUUCGAUAUAUUAUUUUAUUUCCUCUUUAA